AUGGACACCUCUUUGUGGACAUCAAAAACUUCAUCCCUCUCACUCUUCCUCCUCCACCUCUACCUCGCCUCAGCUCACGCCAUUCACUUCAACAUAACUCGGUUCGACGGCGACGAUCCGCGAAUCCUUUACGAAGGAGACGCAGGGCCUUCACGUAGCGCCGCCGAGCUCAACAUCAACUAUGAUUACGUUUGUCGCGUUGGCCGUGUCAUCUCCGCCGAAGCGCUUCACCUCUGGGACGCUAACACCAACAACCUCUCGCACUUCCGCACCAGCUUUUCCUUCACCAUCGACACGCUCGGACGGGCCUCCUACGCCGCCGGUCUCGCCUUCUUCCUCGCGCCGGUUGGGUUCGAAAUGCCUCCCAACUCAGUCGCCGGUUUCCUAGGCCUUUUCAACACCACUACAAUGGCCGACUCGUUUCGGAAACAGAUUUUUCUCGUCGAAUUCGACUCCUUUUCGAACUCAUGGGACCCUCCGUUUGAGCACGUGGGGAUCAACAACAACUCGCUUUCUUCGGCCGUCUUCACUCGUUGGAACGCUAGCUUCCACAGCGGCGACACCGCCGAUGUUCAUAUUAACUACAACGCCACUACAAAACAUUUAUCAGUCUAUUGGUCCUACAGAAGAAGACGCAAUGCUACAGAGAAUACUAGUCUUUCUUACCAUAUCGACUUAAGCAAGAUUCUACCUGAGUGGGUCACCUUCGGAUUUUCGGCCGCAACAAGUCAUUUUUCAGAAAGACAUAUUCUUAAAUCAUGGGAGUUUAGCUCAAGCUUGGAAUUGGAUGUAAAGGAAAAGGAGAGAGAGGACACAAAGAAGAAGACAUUAUUGGUGGGCUUAAUUGUCUCAGGAACUGGGGUUGUUAUAAUUGGGAUGGUUAUAGUAUUUAUGGUUAUGUUUCGGAAAAGGAAACGGAAGAACAGGGGAGAAGCAGAGACGGUAAACUUAACAUCGAUGAACGCCGACCUCGAAAGAGGAGCGGGACCGAGAAGGUUUUCAUAUGCGGAUUUAGCAUCGGCCACCAACAACUUCUCGGAGAAAAGGAAGCUGGGACAAGGAGGGUUUGGUGAAGUUUACAAAGGGUACCUGAAUGAUUUGGACUUGAUUGUGGCUGUGAAGAAAAUUUCGAGCGGAUCGAGGCAAGGGAAGAAAGAGUAUGUCACUGAAGUGAAGGUGAUCAGUAGCUUGAGACAUCGGAAUUUGGUGCAGCUCAUAGGUUGGUGCCAUGACAAAGGCGAGUUCUUACUAGUUUAUGAGUUCAUGCCAAACGGUAGUUUGGAUUAUCAUCUAUUUGGUAAGAUUAGCCCUCUUACUUGGCCCGCAAGGUACAAGAUUGCUCUCGGUUUGACCUCGGCAUUGCUAUAUCUUCAUGAAGAAUGGGAACAAUGUGUCGUCCAUAGAGAUAUCAAAUCAAGCAAUGUGAUGUUAGAUUCCAACUUCAACGUCAAGCUUGGCGAUUUCGGGUUAGCUCGGCUUGUGGAGCAUGACAUGGGGCCUCAAACAACUGGGUUGGUUGGGACAUUAGGGUAUUUGGCUCCGGAAUAUGUGAGCACAGGAAGGGCUAGCAAGGAAUCCGAUAUUUACAGCUUCGGGGUGGUUGCUUUAGAAAUCGCGACCGGAAAGAAAUCCACUGCUCAAAUGGAAGAGGACUCGGAAAUGGGAUUGGUGGAGUGGGUUUGGGAUCUGUACGGUAAAGGAAAGAUGCUUUCGGCUGUGGAUGAGAGAAUGCUGAUGGACUUUGAGCAGAAACAAGUCGAGUGUUUGAUGAUUGUGGGGCUGUGGUGCGCUCACCCCGAUCGGUGUCUUAGGCCGUCGAUCAAGCAAGCGAUUCAGGUUCUGAAUUUCGAGGCAAUGUGGCCGAAUCUUCCAACGAGUAUGCCUGUUCCGGUUUAUCAUGUGCCUAUGUUUUCAAUGACAGCCGGCGAGGCUUUUGUAACAACAAGCCUUGAGGCCUAAUUAUGGUGCACUUUCCAAUUCUUCACUUCAAUGGGAUUAAUAUUAUGUACGUGCACACAAUGUGGAAACUAUGUAAUUUCUUAUAAGCCAAAAUGUAAGGACUAAAAUGUCAGAGCAUUGAUACUGCUAAGCCAUUUUA
Morus notabilis is the source of this 2098-nucleotide messenger RNA. Its product is annotated as L-type lectin-domain containing receptor kinase IX.1. Gene Ontology annotation, biological process: protein phosphorylation. Gene Ontology annotation, molecular function: ATP binding; carbohydrate binding; protein kinase activity. Gene Ontology annotation, cellular component: plasma membrane. The coding region runs from base 1 to 1959 and encodes 652 amino acids. The transcript has a single exon. The record is from RefSeq and is a predicted model, not a curated record. NCBI's taxonomy places the organism in Eukaryota, Viridiplantae, Streptophyta, Magnoliopsida, Rosales, Moraceae.